UGCGCCCGUCGUGCUCUCCUGGCUGCGCAUGCGCAGUAUGAAUAGAGAAGCGGCACGCGAGGCCUAGCAGCAACAAACUGUUCUUCUGUCUUAUUUUCUCAAUGUCCUCUUCAUUUAAAUAAUAUCUUGAAUCCGAGGGGAAACAACAAACCAAACGAAUAUGGAGAUCGGAACUGAAAUCAGCAAGAAAAUAAGGACUGCUAUCAAAGGAAAGUUGCAAGAGCUCGGCGCUUAUGUGGACGAGGAGCUUCCGGAUUACAUCAUGGUCAUGGUGGCCAAUAAGAAGAACCCAAAGCAGAUGGCAGACGACCUGUCCUUGUUUCUAGGCAACAAUACAAUCAAGUUCACCGUAUGGCUACAUGGUGUUCUGGACAAGCUCAGAUCGGUUGCAGUUGAGCCCACAUCUCUCCCUCCAUCCGUUCUGCUCUCAGAGACCAGCAUCCCAGCAGAAAACAACAGGAGGGGGGCGGAGCCUUGUGCUCUGGCUGUUUCCAGCUCACGUUCUGAUAAGCUGGAGGGGCGUGUCUCAAGCUCCGCCCACGAGAACAGCACCAGGUAUUUAAUUCCCAAGAGUGGAUCUUCUGAAAGACCCUCCAGACUCACUUCCACUGUCAAACCGCUGAUGGAGGAGUCGUCAGAAGCUGUGAUUGACAUCAAGCCUGAUCUGGACGAUGACCUCAUUGGCUACGACUCCCUGGAGCAGAGCUUGACCUCUCAGGCUUUAUACAGCCGCUCGACUGCGAACAGGCCAAGGUCAGCGCUGGAGUCUUCGAGACAAACUGCGGACACUUACAGGUCCUCAGAUGUCACGAGAGGUCAGGAAAGGUCGGGAUCCAGCCGGAGCUACAGGAGCUCAGCGGAGAGCAGCAGGGAAUUGUCCCGGAAACGAAAGGCAACAGCUCUUUCUCCUGCAGAUAGAGAGUUAGAUGAGGUCGAGGACAUGAACGUAGAGCCGGUUCAGGCUACACGACAGAAACUUCCAGAACGCUGCAAGUUUUGGCCUGCGUGCAAGAGUGGAGACGAGUGUCUGUACCAUCACCCCAACACACAGUGCAAAAUGUUUCCCAACUGCAAAUUUGGCAACAAGUGUCUGUUCAUUCAUCCAAACUGUAAGUUUGAUGCCAAGUGCUCCAAGGUGGACUGUCCAUUCACACACGUCAGCCGCAGACUCAACAGCAACCCUACAAGAGCAGAUCCGGCUCCAGCCAGCACCGUGUGCCAUUUCUUCCCAGAGUGUAAAAAGCCGGACUGUCCGUUUUACCACCCCAAACCGUGUAGAUUUGCGGCUCAGUGCAAGCGAGAGGGCUGUACUUUCUACCAUCCAGCUGUGGCAGUGCCACCCAGAAGUGCUCUGAAAUGGACCAAAACACAGAGCAGGUAG
Molecule: messenger RNA, 1381 nt
Organism: Sinocyclocheilus grahami
Lineage: Eukaryota; Metazoa; Chordata; Actinopteri; Cypriniformes; Cyprinidae
Product: zinc finger CCCH domain-containing protein 14-like
Exons: 12
Coding region: 161-1381 (406 amino acids)
Biological process (GO): regulation of mRNA stability
Cellular component (GO): nucleus; cytoplasm
Molecular function (GO): poly(A) binding; metal ion binding
Source: RefSeq, a predicted model, not a curated record